AGGAAGAAGAUGUUACACAGGUUGGCUCACAACUUGAAGCCAAAGACAAAGAGAAAUGGAUCACCUGGAGACUCACCAUUGUCAGGCUCACCAAUAUCAAACUCGGCAGCUUCUACACCUUUAGGCAACCCUUUUGAUCAGGGCGCAGACUAUGACCAUGACGUCAAUGUGUUGCUGGUCGGUCUGCCCGAGGCAGGCAAGACAACAUUCCAACGACAGUUGGAUCUGCUGUACGGCAUCAAACUGCUCGACCCAAAGUACUUUCAACGAUUGAUCUACGGCAAUACGAUAGCCACUCUGGUGCGAUUGAUAGAGAAUGCCGAUCGACUUGGCAUCACGUUCUCUGGCGAGAAUGCUGAACGAUUGAAGCGCGUGCUUGCUACGCCCAUCGAGCUGGCUCAGAGUCGUCUACCACGCUUCCCACUACGUCUUGGCUACGACUGCAAGUGUCUCUGGGAGGAUCAAGGCAUGCAGAAGAUGUUUGAAUACGCUUCAUGUUGUCCACAGUUCAGGACACCUGGAAGAACAAAGUUUUACAUGGACAACAUGUUUAGAGUGUUCAGCCCAGAGUUCACACCGACGACCCUUGACAUUAUAAGUGCAUAUGAGCAGGUGGACUUCCCUGAGGAGUCGACUUUGACGCACCGACGCGUCAAGAUGGAGCUGGUGUGCGCGCCAACCAAAUAUGUGUUGUUACGCGACUGGAACUCGAUAGCAGCAUACAUGCCGAACUACGUGUUCUACGUGGUGCCCGUCAGAGAGUACUACCCAUCGGACAGCAUAUCGGUGGAGUUUAGCGCACAGAACUGCUCGCAACAUAAACACAACAACGGUCUGCUGGACGCGCUGUCCAGCCUCGAGUCAAUGGCCAACAACAUCGACCGCUCUGUCACCAUAUAUCUCCUGUUCAACAUCUGCGACUCAUUCCCACGCAAGCUCAGCCUCUUUGACCUGAGUCUCUGCUUCCCCGACUACACCGAUGGCGACGACCAAGACAAGGCACUCAACUUCAUCAUCCAGAAAUUCACCAAGCCUUUGAUCGAAAGGAGAAGACAUCAUAGGACAUUCACAAUCAAUCUACUUGAUCGAGAUAAUACACAGAGUCAGUUUGAGAAUAUUGUUGAUUGUAUUGUGGCCGACACACAGCUGGACGACCAGGCGUUGUUUACCGCGCCAGCAGAGGUGCAACCAGCACCAACCACAGUGCCCGCGGCCAAUGUUAGUAGUGGCGAUGGCAGCACUGGUACACCGUCCGAGGCACCUGUGAUGCCCCCGGUCGACCUAAACAGAAUACACAUUGAGAUCACUCAUGUCGGUGGCAAUGGAGAUUCGAAUGCUGGAAGUACCACUCCAUCGGUCAGUGGGGAGAGUCCUAGACUGUCAUCAGUGGAUAGCCCGCGAUUGGGCGACUCAGAGUCAAAGGAUAGUCCGAGGAACACUAGUGACACCGAGUCAAUGACGAACCCAGCACACCUGGCCUCUGGCCUAUCGAGUAGCACCGAUCCCAGCAGUUACUACGCCCAAGCGGACAAGGCCGCCAAUCCCGAUAGACCCAGGUCACUACCCACGACUGCGCCAGUCAAGACCAAGAAGGAACUGGCACAGGAGAAGAAGGCUGAGAAACUGGCCGAGAAGCAGGCCAUGAAGGCUGAGAAGCAAGCCAUGAAGGCUGAGAAGGAGCACGCCAAGCAAUGUGAGAAGGAAAGACUGCGACAAGAGAAGGAACGCGAGCGCGAGCUGCAGAAGGAGAAGGAGCGCGAGAAGGAGUUGCAAAAAGAGAAGGAAAGAGAGCAGAGGGAGCAGAAGAGCAAGACCGUCUCAAAGGCAUCGGCCAAGAAGAAGGGCAAGGGCCUUCACAGCUUGCAAUCAGGUGUACAUUCGAUACAGGGUCGCAGGAAGAACAUGGAGGACUCACACGUCAUCAUCGAUUCAAUGGACAGCUCGUUGGUCCCAGAGAACAGCAUGGCUGCCAUGGCCCAAACCGAUGGCGGCGGUGUCUGUUCCUACUUUGCCGUCUACGAUGGUCACAGUGGAGUGGAGACAGCACAUGCCCUCGAGCCACUAGUCCACAAGUGUAUAGUUGAAACAAGUGCCUUCAAAGAUGGCAACUACGAGCAAUCGUUAAAGGAUGGCUUUGACGCUGCUGAUAAACAUGUGAUCAAGCUAUGUGAGAAGAGUGGAUCGACUGCCAUGGUGUGCAUGAUCAUAGGUUCACAGUUGUUCACUGCCAAUGUUGGAGACUCUGAGUGUGUACUCGGUCAUCAGACUGAGGGCUCGUCUUCAAAGUCGCCAGUGUACGAGCCGCAACUACUGAGCUACAAGCAUUUGGCCAACGACGAUAAGGAGAAGUUGAGAAUCACUGAAAUGGGUGGAAUGAUCAUCUUUGGCCGUUUGUUUGGCUCGCUGGCCGUGUCUCGGUCGUUUGGCGAUCGAGAGUACAAGGAAGCCGAGAAGAAGUUUGUCACUUGCGAGCCGUUCACCAAGGUUGUGGACCUAACGCCUCUUGACCACUAUCUGGUGCUGGCGUGUGAUGGUCUGUGGGACAAGGUGACGUAUGACGAGGCAAUCAGCACGUGCCAACGACUGCACAAACAAGGCAAGACGUCGGACGAGAUCAGCGAGGCUCUAGUGCAAGAUGCCUACGAGAAAGGUUCCACUGACAACAUCACUGUCAUUGUUGUAAUACUAAAUUGGAAAUAA
This is a messenger RNA of Acytostelium subglobosum LB1, 2700 nucleotides long. RefSeq lists its product as hypothetical. Gene Ontology annotation, molecular function: GTPase activity; G-protein beta/gamma-subunit complex binding; protein serine/threonine phosphatase activity. The annotation marks the transcript as partial. Gene Ontology annotation, biological process: protein dephosphorylation; G protein-coupled receptor signaling pathway. The record is from RefSeq and is a predicted model, not a curated record. Lineage: Eukaryota; Evosea; Eumycetozoa; Acytosteliales; Acytosteliaceae. The transcript is spliced from 4 exons.